UAUUCUAUUGUGGUGACAUUGUUACGUUCGGAUUUUUUAUAGGUAGUAAAUUGUUUGAUUCAUGUCAACUAAGGUGGGUGAACCCACCGUUAUGUGGGUAAAUAUGGCGGCAUUUAUGUAUGACAGCAACUUUUUGGAGUUUGUAAACCGUUUAUUCUUACACGUUAAUACUCGUUAACUCGAUUCGUCAUAUUAAUUAUUAUUAAUUAUAAAUAAAACACAGAAAACCCCUAUAUGUGUACCAUGUGUUAUUAAAGUGAUCAGACAAGCAGAAAACGUGUAUAUUGACCGAAGCGUCGAAGUCUUUAGAACACAACUUAUAUUACCGGAAAUAAUCAUGGGUAGCGGUUCGUCGGCUUUAAACCAGCCUCCGCCUGCGGGGCGCCCGAAACAAAGGGCGAAGCAAUCGCACCAUGUUAUGAUGACAGAGUUAUCGGACUUGGGGGACGAUGACUUCACCAUACAGGAGCCCACCCUGGUGCAGUACCACGGGCGAACCGGGCAGACCAACGGCUUUAUAAAGGAAGACCAGAAGGCGCGCGCAGCGGAGGAGAUGUCAUUCGAGCGGCAGAUGAAAAACAAGGAGCUACGACGCAUACAGGACGAGCGGCUCAAGGAGAAGCGGUCCCAGGAGAUGCACAACUUCCGGUUGGUCAAGGAGGAAGACCAGCGGUUCAAGCUGGAGCAGGCGCGUAUACAGGCUGAGGUCGUCAAGAAGCAUCAGGAGUUGGUCGCUAUGGAGGAGAAGGCAAACCGGAUGUUGCGCGAGGAGCAGCUCCAACAAGAGUUCAUCCAGCAACAGAACAUCGACAGCAACGGCAACUUCGUGUUUGAACCGGAGACGGAGGAACGAGUCAACGUGGCGCAUCAGCCCACUGUGCGUAACCCGGCGAAGUUCAAUCUGACGGGGGUGACCAAGUCAGGCUGGGCGUUCGAGGACCGAGCUGUACAGGAUCUCGAUAAGGAACCGGAACCCCGGCCGCCUACCUACCGGAAGCGCGAUAUCGUGCAGAACACGCACCAGUUCAACCUGUUUGAUAAGCACGCCGUCAAGGCGCCGUUCCGUGCACGUGAGUCGAUUGCGUCACUGGUGACGUAUCUGAAGUCGGGAGCGGAAAACCACCUGCAGCUCGUGCGAAUGUUCUACCGGUGGAUCACGUUUAACAUUGCGUUUGACGUGGAGGGCUACUACGGGGAGACGCAGCUUCAGUCGGUGGAGCCCGAAGGCGUGCUGCAGGCCGGUCUCACCAUCUCCGAGGGGUACGCCAACCUCAUGCAGGCCAUGUGCAAGUUCGAGGGUAUCCCGGUCAAGAUCAUUCAGGGGAUCGUCAAGGGCUACGAAUACCAGAUCGGCGACAUCAUCAACUUCACAGAGUCCCACCUGUGGCACUUCUGGAACGCCGUCUACAUCAACAAGAACUGGUUCUUCGUCGACUGCGCCUGGGGAGCCGGUCUCGUAGACCGGAAGCGGAACUGGAUCCGACAGUUUCAGGAAUUUUAUUUCAUCGUGGACCCUGACAAGAUGAUCGUCGACCACUUCCCGUUCAUGGACAACGACCUGCGAGAGAGCGCCAAGUGGCAACUACUGGCGUCUCCUGUCAGCGCUAACUCCUUUAAUCAGAGACUGAAGCUUGAGCGCGCGGCCCUGGAGUGGGACGUUAAGCCAGUGACGCACACGCAGCACCACAUCAUCACGGUGCGGCGCGAGAUCGAGAUACAGCUGCAGGAGGUGGCGGACAUACUCGAGGAGUACUCAGUACAAUUCCAGAGAAAGGACGGCAGCCGGAAUCUUGAUCAGUUUUUCUUUGCGUGCAAGCUGAACAACCGGACGCUCAAGAUCACCCUUCGCCCACCAGAACAAGUCGACUACAUUCUGAACAUCUACGGUCAGAAAAGCCUGGACGCCGCCGGAAAGUCCGAGGUAUUGGUUACAUACAUACUAAAGUGCGUCGACGUGCUCGAGGAACUUCGGCAGUUUCCGCCGAAUUUUCGAAUCUACGGCGCCGUGCCGAACUAUCAAAAGUUUGGUUUUAGUUCCGAGAUUACGAAGUGCUGUGAAUACACGUGCAAUUCCGGUGAAAUGAUAUUACCUAUAAAAACGAAACGUAGCGUUAAAGUUAUGACUAAACUUGAGCACAUUGACGAAAAAGCUGACCUCACUAACUUCUGCCUUGUCACUGCGAAGGAUCAUGGGAUUUCUGUCAAAAUGCGAUUUCCUUUCGAAGGGUAUUACAAAUUCACGCUUUUUGGAAAGGAAGACGACGCCGGUAAUUUCCGGCCGGUGGCUACGUUUUUAAUUGACUGUAACCAGGCUAGUCACGUGCAUUCCGGAUUUCCGGUUGCCUUCGACGCGGCGCUCGAGCUUAAGUGCACGCUUUUCAAGCCUCUGUGGAAGGACCUUCCGGCGAACUCCACCAUCACCGUUGUCAUGGGCUGCGAAAACAUCGUCAAGGCAAGUCUCAUGUACAAAGAUCUCGUGAUGGACGAGAAUCACGUGUUCGAGGGCACGGUCACCACGCCACCUGCCGGCCAACCGUUCACUAUAUACGGGCAGAAGACGGAGAAGAGUCCGCUGGUGGGACUAUUUCACUUCACCAUAUUUUGAAGCGAAGUAGAUCCUAAUAAGUUUAGGUUUUAUUGAUGGCCAUAGAUGCCAACAUUGAUAUUCGAAUAUUCUAUCAUUAAUCUUUUCGAAUAUAAUCCCGAACGUCAAACGAUGCAUAUGAUUUGAACAUUAAAGCUAUUGAAGCGAAUACCAAAAGUAGUAUUUGAAUAUUUUAUCAUAAAUGAUUGGAAAAAUGGAAAAAAUUCGAUCGUAUAAGGCAGCACUUGAGAAACGAGUAUAAGGCAGCACUUGAGAAACGAUUGAGUUACUAAGACUUUCUGAAUGGUCAGUAGCUACAUACAUACUUCUUGAAACAAAUGAUUAAAGGUAAUAACCAUGCUCAACUAUUUGUUUGUUGUCAGGAUUUGAACUUGUGUUACGUGGAUGCAAAGUCAUGCACU
Messenger RNA from Dreissena polymorpha, 3006 nucleotides. Its product is annotated as kyphoscoliosis peptidase-like. Bases 338 to 2605 code for a protein of 755 amino acids. The record is from RefSeq and is a predicted model, not a curated record. The transcript has 11 exons. NCBI's taxonomy places the organism in Eukaryota, Metazoa, Mollusca, Bivalvia, Myida, Dreissenidae.